AUGAGAUUGUCUCUUGAUGUAGCAAAGAGGUUCUUCAGGUUGCAAGAUAUGCUUGGGAUCGAUAAGGCCAGCAACAUUGUCGACUGGUUGCUCAUGAAAUCAAAACCCGCUAUUCAAGAUCUACUUCCCCAACAGUUAGACCGCACUUGCAGUCUCAUUGGUCUGUCAAAUAGCGGUUCUUCUGCAUCAGAAUGUGAAGUUAUGUUUGGAAUUGAUGAUCAAUCUAUGGAGAAAAUUAGGGAAGAUACGGUGAUUAUAGUAGGCAACGCAAAAUCUACUUCCUCUAGUAGUAACAAAGAGAAGAAAAAGCUUGAUAGAGGAGUUAGGAAAAGUGCGUAUAUUCAUCACUGUCUUGCUAAAGAAACUAGGGAACAAGCAAGAGCAAGGGCAAGGAAGAGGACAACUAAAAAGAGAUAUAACAAGAUUGGUGGGGGUGAUGUUGGUGGUUCUGGCUCUGAUCAGUAUUCUAAAUUUAGACCACAUUUCGAUCAGGUGAUGAAUCAAAAUGUAAAUUGA
Molecule: messenger RNA, 516 nt
Organism: Lactuca saligna
Lineage: Eukaryota; Viridiplantae; Streptophyta; Magnoliopsida; Asterales; Asteraceae
Source: the annotation of a GenBank genome assembly